Molecule: messenger RNA, 1486 nt
Organism: Elaeis guineensis (African oil palm)
Lineage: Eukaryota; Viridiplantae; Streptophyta; Magnoliopsida; Arecales; Arecaceae
Product: NAC domain-containing protein 100
Biological process (GO): regulation of DNA-templated transcription
Molecular function (GO): DNA binding
Source: RefSeq, a predicted model, not a curated record
UUCUUCUCUUAUCUUCUUUCUUAUUCCCAACUCUUUCCAUCUCUUUCUUUCCUUUCACCUCCUUUCUGAGAGUUUUAGUUCUUUGCACUCCUGUUUCCUCGUCUUGGUCUUCAGCCUUCGUUCAUCAAUUGAUUGUUAGGAGGACUUGGCUUUUAGAGGUGCAACCAUGGGAGAGGUCCCAGUACUGGCCGAGGAGGAAUGCAUGGACUUGCCCCCUGGCUUUAGAUUUCACCCCACAGAUGAAGAGAUAAUAACCUACUACCUCUCGGAGAAGGUUGUGAAUCCUAGCUUCACUGCAAGAGCUAUGGGAGAGGUGGAUUUGAACAAGUGUGAACCGUGGGAUCUUCCAAGCAAGGCUAAGAUGGGAGAGAAGGAAUGGUACUUCUUCUGUCAGAAGGGAAAGAAGUACCCUACAGGCGUGAGGAUAAAUAGGGCCACAGAAUCUGGGUAUUGGAAGGCCACAGGAAAGGAUAAGGAGAUUUAUAGGGGCAAAGGGAUCCUUGUGGGGAUGAAGAAGACCCUGGUCUUCUACAAGGGAAGAGCUCCCAAAGGAGAGAAGACCAACUGGGUCAUGCAUGAAUUCAGACUUGAAGGCAGAACCCAAUUUUAUAAUCACCAUAGAACUCCAAAGGACGGAUGGGUUGUGUGCAGGGUUUUUCAUAAGAGCACAGGAAUCAAGAGAAGCCCAAUCUCAGAGCUUGCGAGGAUGAACUCAUCUGGAGAUGAUACUAUGGAGACUCUCAUGGAUCCUUCCUAUUUCAAUUCUGACAACACGCCUAGUUCGAGCUUUAUUGAUGGUGGAGAUGGUGGCAGUACUGUUAGAGGGAUUUCUAUGACCUCGAUGCCUUCCAACUUCUCCACCAUGUUGGGCUUAGAGGAUCCACAAUACAAAAGUCCCAUGGCUAACAUCUUCCCUAGUAUCAACAACCAAGAGAGAACAUCAAUGCUCUUCCAACAAAUCCCUGCUCAAAAUCCUUAUUUCUUACUUCCGGGGUCGGCCAACUUGAGCUAUUUGCAGCAGGAGCAAGCAAUUGCGAAAGCUCUAUCUAAUGGCCUCAAGGGUACUUGCAAGUUGGAGCAGUUCUCCAAUUCAAUGGCCUCACAGGACACAGGAUUGAGCAAUGAUCGGAACACCGAAUCAUCCUCGGCCAUAUCAAAGCAUGAGAUGAGCAGCUACCGGUCCUACAAUGAGCUUGAUGGUGGGUUUGCUGCUGGACCAGUUCUAGAUUUGGACAAUCUGUGGAAGUACUGAAUGUUCUAGAUUUUGGACCAGUUCAUUUAUUUGACAGUACUAGUUGAAUCUUGCUUCAUCGAGUUGUUGAAUCUUGCUUCAUCGAGUUCUUUCCGAGACCACUUGUAUAUUUUCACAAAAGAGCUUGUCUUUCAGAUAUUCUUACUGUCUAUAGACUUCAGAUUGCGUAGUGAUUAUAUCACACUUCAUAUGUGUCUAAUGGUUGAAUAUAAGUGACAUAUGUUGUUUUGAUUU